Molecule: messenger RNA, 2223 nt
Organism: Penicillium arizonense
Lineage: Eukaryota; Fungi; Ascomycota; Eurotiomycetes; Eurotiales; Aspergillaceae
Product: transcription factor domain-containing protein
Exons: 3
Coding region: 1-2223 (740 amino acids)
Biological process (GO): positive regulation of transcription from RNA polymerase II promoter by galactose; DNA-templated transcription
Cellular component (GO): nucleus
Molecular function (GO): DNA-binding transcription factor activity, RNA polymerase II-specific; RNA polymerase II cis-regulatory region sequence-specific DNA binding; zinc ion binding
Source: RefSeq, a predicted model, not a curated record
AUGCUCGCUGAUCCUGAGGAUUCGUUGCGUAGAAAGAGAGCCAAAUAUACUCAAGUUGCCUGCAACGAAUGCAAGAGGCGCAAAUUGAAAUGUAGCGGUGGUUCUGUCUGCGCGCGAUGCUCUCGUGAUAAAAUCUCGUGUGUCUAUGCCACAGCUCGUUCUGGUGGAUCGGCCGAAACUGAGCUCAAAGAUGACCAAGCAACUACGAGAUUCCGAGCUGUGGACCGACAAUUGGAAACUCUGCGCCAGGAAAUGCGGACACUUUCCGCCCGCCUCCGUGAACUUGAAUCGAGCAGUCCUGCUUCGUCGAAGCCGUCAGGGACCCCGGCCGGGGGCGGUCUGCAUCGCAUCUUGAAUGCCCCCAAGUCACCAACUUAUGUCGGGCCCACAAGUGCAGAGUUCGGUCUUAAUCGUCCUCAAGCCUUUUCCCCGGGUGGCGAGGAGGCUGUUGAUGGUCGUGACGAAUUACACCUGUCAACGGCUGCGCCGAGCCCUGCACUAUCCGAUCGAGGCGAAGAUGUCGCCACUGGGGAUCCUCUGAGAAGCUUAGGCCCAGAUGAGACUCUCCGGUUGGUGCAGGUAUAUGAGGACACGGUUGGCGUCAUGUACCCCUGUGUCGACUUGGAGAGCGUGCGUGCAUAUGUGUUGGAAUACUAUCGCUCCAAUUCCACCACCGGACUCUCCGAAUCAAUGGCGCACGUCGCCCAUGAUGAUUGGUUCUCUGCAAGAGAUGCCCAGGUUCUGAAGAUAUUGCUGGCGACUGCCUUGCUAGCGGAAUCGCACGGUCGCAGUGAACGUGCUGCCCAACUAGCUGACAGCGUCGAGGACCGGUUUGCUAGCAGGUUAAAAGUCGCCGAAGUGGACAUGAAAGAACUUCUCAUAUUGACGUUGUUGUCCAUCUUCCACUCCUAUCGUGACGACGAAGUCAUCGCGUGGCGACUGAUCGGAAUGGCAGUUCGAGGGAGUACAGAACUAGGCCUGCACCGUCAAGACACCUGGCAGAAGACAGGGGGUGUUUUCCCAGGGCAAUUGGAGUGGACAUGGGCGAGUCGAUUGUUCUGGUGCAUCUAUGUAUUGGAUCGCAAAUGGUCCUUUGGCACUGGUCUCCCCUUUGCGAUUCAAGAUACAGAUCUUGAUGUAAACCUACCUGAACCUGGCCAUUCCACGCCAUACCUAACAUGUAUGAUCUCUUACGCACGUCUAAGCACAAAGAUCUGGGGUUUGGUUGUUGGUUGGUCCAAUCGCUCACAGGCUGCCACUUUAGAUGGUGUCGCUUAUUUGGAUGCUGAGGUCCAGCAAUGGAUUCGUUCAAUUCCACGCGAACUACGAUUUGACCCAAGCUGGCGUUCGUCUGAGGGAUCGGAGCAUACCGACCGAGCCAUGAUGCUUCAAGUUCUUCUUGCUCUCCAGGCGAAUCAGCUCCGAAUUCUUGUCUACCGCCAAAACCUCUUGAGUGGUGAACGAAUUGCAGACAACUUGGUGGGCGCAUCAACCGCCGUAGAGACAGCCAAAAGCACUGUGCACAUGCUAGAUUAUUUCAGUCGGGUCUCAAGUAUCUAUUUCCAGCGUCCGGAGCCCUUCAACUACUUUCUGUUAUCAGCCCUUGCGGCCCUCUUCUUGGCUGUUUUACAUGCCCCGUCGCGUUUCAGCCACGCCUGCCGACCCGAGUUUUAUACGGCUGUGGACAUGGUCCGACGCUCGGCAACCCGGGCCCGAACCUCACGGAGAUUGCAAAAGAUCAUACAUAGUCUGAAGCGGAUUCAGUUGAACCUUCGGUUAGACGAUGCUCGCCAAUCCGUUCGUCGCGCCACGGGUGCAGAGUCAGAUGACACUUCGGAUCUCAAUUCGCAUUCUACCUCGCAGACAAGUUUGCCUUCACACACAAUCUGGGAUACCACUCCCCGAUCUAGCGCAGCACAGUCGCCAAAGCAGUACACUCCUGGCCUUAACCAAACCUCCGGGAUGCCUACCCCUCAGCCCGCAUCCACCACCCUCUGGCCAAUCUCACCAGGGAUAGCAACAGGAGCCGAAACAAAUGGCUGCGAAGACCUUAGUAGCUUCUUUGAGAUUGCAGGCGGAUUCUAUUUCGACCCCCACACUGAUCCGGACGUUUCCAUAGAUGUGGGCUUGCCUCAUUCAAGUGAUGUACGCUUGCCCAAUGCGUUGGAUGCUUUUCACGCUGAAGAUGAGGCAUUAACACGAGUGAUGGCUGGUUUACUGUGA